CCCACCCCGUUCUGCAGACUCCUCUUCACGGACUCCUCGUAGGUCCUUCUGUUUUCCUGCCAUGCCGCCCAGAAACAAGCGCCCAAAGAAGGGAUUGCACCGGAUUGACGCCGCACUAGAUGCAAUGCGGCCGUUAGGGUUUGCAAACGACGCCGUUCGCAAAUCAGUCAAAGAUCUCCUGAAGGUUUAUGGAGACGAAGGGUGGAUAUUCAUUGAAGAGGGGUCAUACAGGGUUCUAAUUGAUGCCUUGUUGAGCGGAGAAACAGAAUCUGUUCAAGAACCCGAUGCGGAGAAAAGAUGUGUUCUUGACAGUUCCAAUUUGCAGAGAAACGCUGAAACUUCAGCGAACGAGCAGGGCAGUGAGAUGGUUAGUGUAGACUAUGAUAGGGAUAGUAAAGUUAUUGAUGAAAUUGGAGUAUCUGAUAAAGAAAUGGAAAACCAAAGCAAAUGUAUAGAUAAAACAAUCAGAGCUGAGACCAGACCGUUUGGUGUGGCCAAGGAUAUUGAUGAUACACAGCAACUUCAUGUGGGUUUUGCUUCUAAAUCAUCUCUUCCAAAGAUGGAGACUAAAUCUUCCAACCGACUGAAAAAACCUUGUUAUGGAUGGAUUAGUGAUGAUGAAGAGGACGAUGAAGUUGAUAAUCUUAACAUAGCUUAAUUAUGUUCAUAAGUAACUGACGAUAUGGAAAAUAUCUUUGCCCCUUGUUAUAUGUAAUUUUUUUUUGCAAAACGUAAAGUUUAAAAGUAUUGUUGAGAAACAUGAUCUCAUCAAAUGUCAGUGCUAUUACAUUUUUUGUAAAUGAUGUGCUUGUAGUAUAUGAGAAAUAGGAGCCACUACUAAA
Messenger RNA from Cuscuta europaea, 842 nucleotides. Lineage: Eukaryota; Viridiplantae; Streptophyta; Magnoliopsida; Solanales; Convolvulaceae. The record is from the annotation of a GenBank genome assembly.